Molecule: messenger RNA, 2156 nt
Organism: Peromyscus maniculatus bairdii (prairie deer mouse)
Lineage: Eukaryota; Metazoa; Chordata; Mammalia; Rodentia; Cricetidae
Gene: Erfl
Product: ETS repressor factor like
Biological process (GO): regulation of transcription by RNA polymerase II; cell differentiation
Cellular component (GO): nucleus
Molecular function (GO): DNA-binding transcription factor activity, RNA polymerase II-specific; sequence-specific DNA binding
Source: RefSeq, a predicted model, not a curated record
GCGCGCCGCGCCGCGGAGGAGCUAGGGAGGAGGAGGAGGAGGAGAAAGAGGAACAGCAGGAGAGGAGGGGGUGCAGAGGCACAGUCCCCCGCGCCCUGACCCGGGUUCCCUGCUUCCCGUGUCCUGUUCUCUUCUGCGCGCGUCUCUGUUGGGGUGUCUCCUCUGCAUCUCUGCUCGUGCCCCUCGUCUCUGUUUCCCUGUCUCUGUCACGCUGUCUCAGGGACUCCCAGACCCCAUCCUCUUGGUCUCCAUCUCCGCGGGACUCCCGGCAACCCGCAUCCCUCGCCCCGCGCCCCGGGGUCUCCUUCCUCAGGACGCCGCGGGGCCAUGGCUGCGGGAUCCGAACUUUAAACACUUCUCGGACCGAAGCGGAUGCGCAAGGCGCGGAAAGGCUCACUCCGCCAUGGAUUGUAGCUGCGUCUCAGACCUUCUCUUCGCCCCGCCUGCCCUGCCGGCUCUCUGGACCCCUGGGUUUGCCUUUCCAGAUUGGGCCUACAAGCCGGAGUCUUCCCCUGGUUCGAGGCAGAUCCAGCUGUGGCACUUUAUCCUGGAGCUGCUGCAGAAGGAGGAGUACCAGGGCGUCAUUGCCUGGCAAGGGGACUAUGGGGAAUUUGUCAUCAAGGACCCUGAUGAGGUGGCCCGCCUCUGGGGCAUUCGCAAGUGCAAGCCCCACAUGAAUUAUGACAAGCUGAGCCGGGCCCUGCGUUACUACUACAACAAGCGCAUUCUCCACAAGACCAAAGGGAAGCGGUUCACCUACAAAUUCAACUUCAGCAAAGUUGUGCUUGUCAAUUACCCGCUGCUGGAUAUGGCUGCCGCCGCCGCCGGCUCCCCACUCUUGUUGACCCCUGGCCCUUUUGGGGGGGCGCCUGGGCCAGAUGCUCCACCCCUGACUCCUGAGACCCUGCAGAACCUGUUCUCUACCCCACGCCUAGGAGAGCCAGGGGGUCGGACACCCCUAUUCGCCCCAGAGACGGAUAAACUACGCUUGGACAGCCCCUUCCCAUUCUUGGGUUCUGGUGCCACCGGCUACUCCAAGCCUCCCGGCCUGUUGGGUCCUUACGGCCGCGCCUUCCCCGAGUACCCCUGGAACUUUAACCCAUACCUCACGGGCCCCUUCCCCAAGUUGCCCCCCUCUCUCUACCCACCUCACUUCUACCCUAACCCUUUGGGUUCCUUGGGCCACUUGCCCUCUGCAGGGGCAGGGGGAGGUCCCAUGGCUGCACCCCUGCUUGCCGCAACGGGGGAGGGCCUGGGCCCUGAGCGCCCCUCAGGGCUGGCAGUGGCCCCUCGUCUGGCCCUGCCCGGGGCUGGAGGUCCAGAGGCCACCCUGGGUGGGAAGGAGGACAGCGACUCCGAGCUGGAGAUCACCGACGUCAGCGGCUGCAGCUCUGACAGUGAAGGGGAUGAGGGGCUGCCUGUGUCCCCCAAGAUCAAGUCAGGCAAAGGGGGAAAUGGCAGCUGAGCGGGUGCAGGGUGGAUGCCGCUGGUGACCAGGGCAGUCUGGUCUGCCCUUACUACCAGCCCAAGGUCCAGGACCAGCCCAUGACAUCCUCCCGGCCAUCUCCUCCAAACCCUGAGUGGAGUCACACCUUCUCCAGAGUGGGGAGGGAUAGGAUGGCCCCCAGUCUCUCCCCAGGUUCCAAUUUGAAGGGGAUAACCACCUGGCCCCACUCUCAAAGUGCAAUAUGGCGCCCAGCCUCCCCUGACCUCCUAUGUGCUGUGACCUGCGUGUUUGUGUGGCGGUGUCCCCAAUCCAAUGCUGGCCCCCUCUCUUGAAAUCCUCCUACACAGGCCCCCUUGGGGACAGGGAGCUCAGAGCAAUAACCCCGCCCCCAGCCCCCACCCAGGAGGGGCCCCCUCCCCACUGACUCCCCUUGAAAUCCCACAGCCUCUUCCAGAGUUUACUACAAAAAUAAAAGAACAAGAGUGUGAGAUGUGGGCUACCUGGCAUUUUGGAUGACCAUGGGGCUCCAAAUUAGGGGGGUGGGGAGUGGGCACCUCAUAGCGUGUGCGUGUGUGUGUGUGUGUGUGUGUGUGUGUGUGUGUGUGUGUGUGGCCACUGUUUUAAGUAAAUCGGGACAGCAAGAUGGCCUCCAGGACCCCGAUGGAGGAAGGAGAACCGACUCUCACAUCUGUCCUGACAUGGCACACGU